AUGGCUUCUGGAAAUGUCUCUAUUGUGACUGAAUUCAUCUUGGUGGGGUUAACAGACCGGCCAGAUCUCCAACUCCCCCUGUUCUUCCUGUUUCUCGUCAUGUAUCUGCUCACUGUGGGGGGAAAUUUGGGCUUGAUAAUUUUAAUUGGGUUGAAUUCACAACUGCACACUCCCAUGUACUUUUUCCUCUUUAACUUGUCUUUCAUAGACCUCUGCUAUUCUUCUGUAUUUACACCGAAAAUGUUGAUGAACUUCAUAUCAAAGAAGAAUAUGAUCUCUUACAUGGGGUGCAUGACCCAGUUGUACUUUUUUUGCUUUUUUUCCAUUUCUGAAUGUUAUGUGCUGACAUCAAUGGCCUAUGACCGAUAUGUGGCCAUCUGUAACCCACUUUUGUACAACAUAGCCAUGUCCCCAAAAGUCUGUUUCUGCCUUAUGCUUGGUUCAUACCUGAUGGCUUUUUCAGGUGCCAUGGCCCACACUGGAUGCAUGCUGAGACUGACCUUCUGUGAUGCAAACACCAUUAACCACUACUUCUGUGAUCUGCUUCCUUUGCUUGAGCUCUCCUGCACCAGCACAUAUAUCAAUGAGGUGGAGAUUUUCAUUGUGGUUGGCAUCAACAUCAUUAUGCCCAGCCUCACCAUCUUUGUUUCUUACGGUUUCAUUCUCUCCAGCAUCCUGCGCAUCAGUUCUACUGGGGGCAGGUCCAAAGCCUUCAGCACCUGCAGUUCUCACAUAAUUGCUAUUUCUCUUUUCUUUGGAUCAGGUGCAUUUAUGUAUCUCAAACCGUUUUCUGCUGUGUCAAUGGAUAAGGGUAAAAUCUCUUCUGUAUUUUAUGCCAAUACAGUUCCUUUGAUGAACCCCUUGAUCUAUAGCCUGAGGAACAAAGAUAUUAAACUUGCUAUGCGAAGAACUCUGAGUAGGAGAAGGUUUUGA
Molecule: messenger RNA, 933 nt
Organism: Lepus europaeus (European hare)
Lineage: Eukaryota; Metazoa; Chordata; Mammalia; Lagomorpha; Leporidae
Product: olfactory receptor 8B3-like
Exons: 1
Coding region: 1-933 (310 amino acids)
Biological process (GO): sensory perception of smell; G protein-coupled receptor signaling pathway
Cellular component (GO): membrane
Molecular function (GO): G protein-coupled receptor activity; odorant binding; olfactory receptor activity
Source: RefSeq, a predicted model, not a curated record